UAUUAUAACUGUCAUUAAUUUUAAUGGGAAAUGACUUAUCUUCUCUUCUCUCACUUUUUUAUUGUCUCUCUUAUCAAAAUGAGCACACUCUCUUACACUAAUGUGAGUAUGUGACCCCCACAAUGUGACCCCUUUAAUAUGUAUAGGCCACUUUUUAAAAAUAUUUUGCAGGAUGCUCCUAGUUGAUAAGGUUGUAAACCUCCGCCAUUAAAACGCCAACGCUAAUAACAAAAUGUUAGCGCCAAAUCAAACACAUCAGACUCUUUCUCUUUCUCCGCCGCAACCGUCGUCUCUCCCUCCCAACCACGCCACCAACCUCCUUCUCCGUCGCCGCCACCUCCUCAGCACCACCGCAUUCACCAUCUCCUUCAAUCUCAACAUCCCGUUCACAACCUCGCUUCCCAUUUCAGAGCCAGUAGCCAGCGCCAGCGGCCUCUUCCUCAUGCCCCCGCCGCGCCUCACCAACCGGUAUUUUCUGGUGAGGGCAGGGGAAUCAGAGUUCGAGAGGAUUGGAGUGAUCAACACGAACCCGGUGGCGAAAACUUCAGUGGAUAGUGGUUUAUCUGAGAGAGGGAAGAAGCAGGCGGUGAGAGCAGCUUUUGAUUUGAAAGAAAUGGGUGCAUGUGACAAUAACUGUUGGAUAUGGCCUGCUAUAACUCAGAGAGCUUACCAGACUGCUGAGAUUAUUGCUUCUGUUAAUGCAGUUACUCGAAGUUAUAUAGUCCCAGAAUACAGCUUUCUGGAUGCCCGUGGAUUAGGUGCUUAUGAAGGAAAAAAUUUGGAAUCUGUUUCAGAAAUAUAUGUAUCAGAUGGAAUGUCUCCAAACAUCAAACCUCCCCCCACUAAUGAUGGAACUCCAAAUGAGUGUGUUGCAGAUGUUUUUGUUCGUGUGACACAACUCAUGUCAAUUCUUGAAACUCAAUACUCCGGUGACACGGUUGUUAUAGUCUCGCCAGAUUCUGACAACUUGUCAAUCCUUCAGGCUGGUUUGAUAGGGCUAGACCUGCGAAGGCACAGGGAUUUGUCUUUUGCACCUGGUGAAGUUCGCUUUGUUGAUACCAGUGACAUUCCUGCUUACAAGCAGCCCCCAUCUCGUGUAUAUAAAUGUUUGAAGCCGCCACCAAAUUGUAACUAGCUGUUUUCUUUCGUUCAGGUUAUUGUGUCUGCAUCUUCUGUUUCAUACUAGCUUCUUAUGAUGCUUUAUUGAAAGGGGAAAAAAUGUUAUGCUGAUAAAAUCUUAAAUUAUGAGAUGUCUGUGAGUUCAUAAAUGUAAGUGAAAGCUUAUGCAAGUGAUGGAAAUGGAAAAAAUGAAUUGAAAUAGAA
Messenger RNA from Lotus japonicus, 1323 nucleotides. RefSeq lists its product as uncharacterized. The record is from RefSeq and is a predicted model, not a curated record. The transcript has 5 exons. NCBI's taxonomy places the organism in Eukaryota, Viridiplantae, Streptophyta, Magnoliopsida, Fabales, Fabaceae. Bases 233 to 1135 code for a protein of 300 amino acids.